UCCGAAGUUUACCAUGACGUACCAAAUAACAAAUGAUCGGGAGUCGAGGGGAACUUCUUGGCAAAUGGUUGAUCAAUCGACGUGAAACAGCGAAAAAAUUACGAUUUUCUCCUCUCUAAAACACAAUAAUGGAAUUUAAGCGAAGGAAGAAGAAACGAGGGAGCCAAGAUGAGAGUGUUGAACCAAAUAAAGAGGAAACUGCAGUAGCAAAGCAUUUACGGUGGAAUUGUCCAACAAAAUCAUCAACGAUGAUGGGCAACAAGGUCGAAUAUUUCAUUGCAUCAAAAGCUGUUGAGUGUUUACUGGAUUCCAACUGGGCAUCAGGGAAAAAGAACACAGAGAUUCUCUUCACAGACAGAGAUUCUGUAGUAGAUUACCUUGACAGACUUCUGGCUCUAGGGUUCUUUAGUCGUGUGGUUAGGAUCAAAAAACGAAAGGAUAAAGAUAAAGGGAAGGAAAAGGAAAAGGAGAAAGAGAAAGAAAAAGAGAAGACUGAGGAAAGUGAUACUAAGAAGUCCAAGAAAAAAGAAAAGAAAGAAAAAACAGAAGAAGGCAAAAAAGCCGAUGACAAAGAGGAGCAAGGAGAGUUAGCCAAAAAUGUCUCAGAAACCACUUCAGAGGAAGGAAAGAAGAAAAGAAAGAUUAAAGUGAAGCUCGAACUUCAUGAUGAUCAGUUUUUCCUGGAUGGAGAUGAGGCAUAUGUGUGGAUUUUUGACCCUGUUCACCCCAAGACCUUCAUAAUGGGUAUUCUCGUUGUCCUUGCUACCAUUGCCAUCUGUUUGUUCCCUCUUUGGCCAUACAAUAUUCGUGAAUAUGUCUGGUACAUUAGUGUUAUAGCAGCUAUCGCUGUUGGAAUGAUCCUGGUGCUGGCUGUCUUACGUUACAUAAUAUUUGGUAUCCUGUGGCUGCUCACCGGUGGCCGACACAAAUUCUGGCUUCUCCCUAACCUAACAGAAGAGUGUGGAUUCUUGGAAUCUUUUCAACCACUCUAUACCUAUGAGUACUGCCCUGCAACCACCAAGGAACAGACCUCUGAAGACAAACAAAAUGACCAGGAUGAAGACGAUAACACCAUGAAAGAUGACACUGAAACCUCCCCAACCUUAGACGACGAAAAAGGAACCAGUGAAGACAAGGAAAAUGGUGAUCAAGAUUCGUGGGUUAAACUGACUGAAGAAGAAGUGGAAAAAGCGAAGACGGAGAUGGAAGAGGAUGAUCAAGUGAAAGAGGAGGGGAAUUCUGACCAGGAGAGAAUAGUAGAUCCAGUUUGUUAACUUUUAAUAUGCUUUAUGGAUCCCUUAUUAUAAUCCCUGUUCAAUGUGGUGUGGUUACCCUGUGGAAAAUUGGAUUUUAGGGGACUGGUACCAAGCAAAGAAACAGGAACGAUUUUCACUUUCCCGUCCAUUUUUGCUCUUUAUCUUUCCCAUUCUUUUCCUCUCAUCUCAUUUACUAUUCUCAUUCCUCCACAUUUCCCACAGAAAUACAAUAAGAGUUAAUAUACAAACAAUGGUUUAACGGUCAUAACCAUCCUGUAAACACCAAGAUUGCAUCGCAUCUUAUUUGUGAAUAGCUUAUUAUAUUCCAUAGUCUUAAUACCAGUUUUGGUUUAAUUGGUUUGAUAAAAUGGUGUAAUUAUAAAUUCCUUGAUCACAAGAUGUCCUUUUAAUUAAGCGCUUGACAAAUAAAAUUAAACAUAAACAGCAUUAA
This is a messenger RNA of Actinia tenebrosa (Australian red waratah sea anemone), 1707 nucleotides long. RefSeq names its product translocation protein SEC62. Lineage: Eukaryota; Metazoa; Cnidaria; Anthozoa; Actiniaria; Actiniidae. The record is from RefSeq and is a predicted model, not a curated record. Gene Ontology annotation, biological process: post-translational protein targeting to membrane, translocation. Gene Ontology annotation, cellular component: endoplasmic reticulum membrane; endoplasmic reticulum.